Molecule: messenger RNA, 2175 nt
Organism: Pseudoliparis swirei
Lineage: Eukaryota; Metazoa; Chordata; Actinopteri; Perciformes; Liparidae
Gene: mafba
Product: MAF bZIP transcription factor Ba
Exons: 2
Coding region: 359-1474 (371 amino acids)
Biological process (GO): regulation of transcription by RNA polymerase II
Cellular component (GO): nucleus
Molecular function (GO): DNA-binding transcription factor activity, RNA polymerase II-specific; RNA polymerase II cis-regulatory region sequence-specific DNA binding
Source: RefSeq, a predicted model, not a curated record
CAGAGAGAGAGAGAGAGAGAGAGAGGCGAGCUCCUUUUUUCUGGGGAAUCUCUGCGGUGCAGAGCUGGAACAAAAAGCAGCUUCUCAGCGGAAAAAUAAUUAUAAUAAUAAUAAUUCCAGACGCUCUUAUUUCACUCCUCUUUUUAUUUUUUGCUCUGUUAUUCUCCUGGAGAAAAAAAAACGGACUUAUUGACCCCGAAGAAACGCAACGAGGACCGGAGCCCGUUACACGAACCCGCAAGUCCGCGCACAAGGAGGAGCUGCGCGCAACAGAACUAUUGCGUGACACCGAGGAGAGAUCCAGGAGCCGGUUUCCCACGCGACGAGAGAGGGAGAGAGAGCGAGAGUCGCGGCGGGCAUGAGCGCGGCCGCGAUGAGCCUGGGCCCGGAGCUACCCAGCAGCCCCCUGGCGCUGGAAUACGUCAACGACUUUGACCUGAUGAAGUUCGACGUGAAGAAGGAGGGCCUGGCGGGGCUGGAGCGCGUCGCCGCGCAGCGCCAGUGCAGCCGCGCGCAGCCGCAGGGCUCCGUGUCGUCCACCCCGAUCAGCACGCCCUGCAGCUCGGUGCCCUCCUCGCCCGGCUUCAGCCCCACGGAGCAGAAGAGCCACCUGGAGGAGCUCUACUGGAUGCCCAGCGGCGGCUACCAGCAGCAGAUCGACCCGCAGACGCUGAGCCUGACCCCGGAGGACGCGGUGGAGGCGCUGAUCGGGGCCACGGCGCACGGGCACCCGCCGCUCGCGCACGUGCAGCAGCUGCAGCAGCAGCAGCAGCAGCAGCAGCAGCAGCAGCAGCAGGGCACCUUCGAGGACUACCGGGGGGGCGCGCACCACCACCACAGCCACCACGGCCAGCAGCACCACCACCACCCGUACGCGGGCGGGAUCCCGCACCACGCCGACGAGCUGUCCGGUCACCCGGGCGCACACGGCCACGCGCACAGCCAGCACCACCAGCACCACAGCCAGGACCCGGACAGCCCGUCCCCGGUGUCCCCGGACUCCCACCAGUCGCUGCACCACCACCGCCACCACCACCACCACUCGCACGGCCACCUGAGCCAGUCGGCGGGGGGCCACCACCACGGCUCCGGGGGCGGGCUCAACGUGGAGGACCGCUUCUCCGACGACCAGCUGGUGUCCAUGUCGGUGCGCGAGCUCAACCGGCACCUGCGGGGCUUCACCAAGGACGAGGUGAUCCGCCUGAAGCAGAAGCGCCGGACCCUGAAGAACCGGGGCUACGCGCAGUCCUGCCGGUACAAGCGCGUGCAGCAGAAGCACGUGCUGGAGCACGAGAAGACGGAGCUCGUGGACCAGGUGGAGCACCUGAAGGCGGAGAUCAGCCGGCUGGCGCGCGAGCGCGACGCCUACAAGCUCAAGUGCGAGAAGCUGACCGGGUCGGGCGGGUUCGGCACCAGGUUCCGAGAGGCCGGGUCCACCAGCGACACCCCGUCGUCUCCGGAGUUCUUCAUGUGAGUCCCCCCCCCCCCCCAUGACUGAACAAAACGAUGAUAAUCCACAGCUCCAGAACUGUUCAUGAUUAUAACAAUAAUAACAAUUAUAUUCGUAUUAGAAGAAUAAUCCGUCAGAUAGUAUUCUCUCUCUCUCUCUAUAUUCUCUCCAUCCGCGUGUCGGCAUCUUUUUUUUUGUAGACGAGUCGCUUGCAGUGAAGAGGACUUGUUUCCGCCCUCCUCUUCCUCACCAGAGAGGAGGAGGAAGAGGCUCGGCUGAUGGACUUUGUUGUUGUUCUUUUAUUCCUCCAUGUUUGUGUGUGGGAUGACCUGCAUACGGACGCUCUCCAAAUGAUGAUGAUGAUGAUGAUGAUGAUGAUGAAGAUGACAUUGUUCUGGUCCCGGGUUCCGGGCUCGAGACCCACAGUCGACACAAGUGGGCUCGUCAAGAAUCUGAGAGAAAAAAACAACAAAAAGACUCACAAACUUCCACUUUAUGCAAAAUUGUAACUUUAACGUGUCACGAGGAGGAGGGGGGGGGCGGGGGGGGGGGCAUUUUAUGCAACAUCUCAAUGAUUUAUUGCCUGCUUUUGGUUAUAUUCGAAUAUAUAUUGAAAACAAAAAAUCGGCAUUAAAUAUUAAUCCUGCAUGCUGGACAUGUACGGUGAUAAUUUCUAUUUUGUACUUUCAUCUUCUCUGUAUAUUAAGAGCAUGUUGUUGAUCUGC